UGUCCGUCAAACGCAGGAAGGAGCUGGAGCUCUGCAGGAGGCUGUGCAUCUUCAACCGAGACGUUACCGAGGCCGAGGAGUGGGCGUCUGAGCGGAGGCAGAAGAUGGCGGAGGACGGGAAAGCCGACCUCAGCACUCUUCAGGCCAAGAUGAAGCUUCUCCAGAAACAUCAGGUGUUCGAGGCCGAGAUCCUGGCGCACAGAGAGACCAUCAGCGCCGUGCUGCAGGCCGGAGACGAGCUGGUUUCCCUUCGACACCCCAGGUCCAAGGAGGUGAAGAGGAGCGCCGCCGCCCUGCAGCGCCACUGGGAGGAGCUAAAGGAGGCCCUGGCCACCCGGGGGAAAGAUCUGGAGGACAACAGAGACUUGCUGGAGUUCCUGCAGAAAGUGGAAGAGGUGGAGGCCUGGAUCAGACAUAAGGAGGUGAUGAUCAACGUCGGAGACGUCGGGAAGGAUUACGAACACGGACUUCAGCUGCUGAAGAAACUCGGAGAGUUCAGGGGAACUGGAGAAGGGGACGUGACGGUGGACGACGCUCACAUCACGGCCAUCAACAGCCUGGCGGCGAGACUGGAGACGAGACGGAGCGCCGAUGACCUGGUGACGGUUCGCCGGAGGAGACAGCAGCUCAACGACAGGUGGAGCAGGUUUCACGGAGAUCUGCACAGUUACAGGAGGAAGCUGGAGGGGGCGCUGGUGGUCCACGGUCUGAUCCGGGAGCUGGAGGAGGUCCGAGACCGGGCCAACGAGAAGAUGCUACUGCUGCAGGGUCAGGACUGCGGGUCUGACGUGGACUCCGUGGAGAAUCUGAUGCGACGCCACGAGGAGACAGAGCGAGAGGCCGGCGUCAUCCAGGAGAGGUCAAAGGCCCUGGAGACGGAGGUGUCCCAGCACCUUCAGGCUCGAUCGGUGAUGCACGACCAGCUGAAGAAGAAACAGAAGGAGGUCCAGAAGGUCCUGAAGACCCUGGACACCCAGGUGGAGCUCAG
Messenger RNA from Etheostoma spectabile (orangethroat darter), 988 nucleotides. RefSeq names its product spectrin beta chain, non-erythrocytic 5-like. The annotation marks the transcript as partial. The transcript has 8 exons. The record is from RefSeq and is a predicted model, not a curated record. Lineage: Eukaryota; Metazoa; Chordata; Actinopteri; Perciformes; Percidae. Gene Ontology annotation, molecular function: protein binding.